AUGCCAGAUGAGUCCGCCAGCUCUCCCUCCGCAUCGAGCCCAAUCACGAGCAAGGGCUCCUCCCGCUCCCGCGUCUAUACCGUCUCUGCCGCCGGCGUGAGCGUCGACGAGCCCACCAUCAAGACAAACGUUGGCGCGCUGCCGUGCCUCUUCCUCUCCGCCAUCCUCGCCGCGGCGGCGGUCAUCGCGGUCAUAGCCGCCACGGCGCUCACCACAGCGGCGUCCGCGCUGCAGCCGCGCGACCCGAGGGCGGCGGACAGGGCGGCUGCAGCCCUCGCCGCGAGCUCGAGCGACGAGCCGGGCGACGGCGCUCGAGUGGUCCGCUUCUCGCGGCGAGGGGCGCCGCUGACGUGGGCGGCUGCGAUCGACGCGCUCGAGAGCGGCGAGCUCGGUCCGCUCAUCGACGAGUCGCUGCGAGCUUCGCCGCACGCGCCCGCCCUCUUUUGGGAGACGGCGCCUCUCUCAAAGGAGAGCCGAGGCGCGCUGUUUGAGAUGGCGACGCUGCGCGCGCCGAGGCUCGCGGGCGCGCGCGCGGACCCGUCCGCCUUUGCCGUGCAGCUCUCCGCCGCCGCCCCCUGCCUCGCCACCUCCUUCCCCAACCUCGGCGGCGACGCGACCCUCGUCGUGCCUUGCCCGCCCGCGGCAAAGGGGCAGCCGCAGCAGCUUGACGCGUACGCUCACCUCGGCGCCUUUGCGGAGGGCGCGCCGGCGGCGACGCGCGACGCGCUCUGGCGCGCCGUCGGCAAGGCGGCCCGCGAGGCGGCGGCAAAGAGCGAGCCGACGUGGAUCUCAACCGAGGGGACAGGUGUGCCGUGGCUGCACGUCCGGUUCGACCGGAGGCCAAAGUACUUUCACCACGAGCCGUUCCGCCGGAGGCCGCCGAAGCCCGACGCGCCCCGCCGCCGCAUGGCGGGCAUCUGA
This is a messenger RNA of Emiliania huxleyi CCMP1516, 921 nucleotides long. RefSeq lists its product as hypothetical. The coding region runs from base 1 to 921 and encodes 306 amino acids. The transcript has a single exon. Lineage: Eukaryota; Haptophyta; Isochrysidales; Noelaerhabdaceae. The record is from RefSeq and is a predicted model, not a curated record.